AUGAAGAUCGCAACACUUCAAUUUGCUCCCAAACUGGGUGAAAUCGCGGCCAAUUUUAGCCGUGCUGAGAGUCUGCUCAUGCGAGAGGAGAGAGAGGGAUUACUCACAGGAAUCGAUCUACUGGUGUUACCCGAGCUUGCGUUUACAGCGGAGCCACAAAACAUAAGGAUGGCUGGAGGUUCAUUGAAUCAUGGCCUCGUGGUCAAGGUUAGAGGCAUGGAGAUUGACAGAUUUACAGGGUAUAAUCAUCCAUCGCUUCAAGCCAUCGCUCCGUUCCUUGAACCGACCGCAGCAGGCCCAUCCACCAAAUGGGCAGCUCGUACUGCAAAGCGCCUGAAAUGUACAGUGGCUGUUGGUUAUCCGGAAGCCGCCGAAGGGGGGAACUUCAACACCGUCUUUGACCGACACAUUACGGCGGAGGAAGGAAGUAUUGCAUAUAACUCGUUGGUAUUCGUCAGCUCAACUGGAGAUGUGGUUGCCCAUUACCGUAAGUCAUUCUUGUACUAUACCGACGAGACGUGGGCACAAGAAGGGCAAGGCUUCUGGGCGGGAGUCCUCCCCGUGGGUGGCAAUGGUCAGCAGAUGAAAGCGGUAGCGGGCAUCUGCAUGGAUAUCAACCCCUACAAAUUCGAGGCGCCCUGGACGGCAUAUGAAUUUGGGAAUCACGCGCGGGAAGCACGUGCAAAGAUUGUCGUCAUCAGCAUGGCUUGGCUUACAAGGCUGAGUGCUGAUGAAUUGUCGAGUCAGGUGACGGUACCAGAUCAAGAUACCAUGAAUUACUGGAUCAACAGGCUUAGUCCGCUGUUCGAGUCUCCGGGCUCGAUAGCAGAAGCCCUGGUGAUAUGUGCAAACCGGGUGGGCGAAGAAGGCACAGAUCCGCGGUUGGGAGAUGUUAGAUAUGCUGGCAGCAGCUGUGUCAUGGGUAUGACGGCGGGGAGGAAGAUCAGGAUAUGGGAUAUACUGGGUAGAGCACAGGAAGGGGUCUUGCUGGUGGAUACUGAGCGCGAUCCCUUAUAUUCCAUUGUUCUCAAACCUGCGGACCAGACAGAGCCUGUCUCAGAGGCACAAAAGAACGAUAUCAAAGAUAACACGACAUCGGAGCUGCUUUCUACAGGGAUGGAACGGCCGGACAUGCAGAGAUGA
Exophiala bonariae is the source of this 1143-nucleotide messenger RNA. RefSeq lists its product as uncharacterized. Bases 1 to 1143 code for a protein of 380 amino acids. The record is from RefSeq and is a predicted model, not a curated record. NCBI's taxonomy places the organism in Eukaryota, Fungi, Ascomycota, Eurotiomycetes, Chaetothyriales, Herpotrichiellaceae. Gene Ontology annotation, molecular function: protein-N-terminal asparagine amidohydrolase activity; protein-N-terminal glutamine amidohydrolase activity. Gene Ontology annotation, biological process: protein catabolic process; protein modification process. The transcript is spliced from 2 exons.